This is a messenger RNA of Funneliformis caledonium, 3152 nucleotides long. Lineage: Eukaryota; Fungi; Glomeromycota; Glomeromycetes; Glomerales; Glomeraceae. The record is from the annotation of a GenBank genome assembly.
AAUAUUAUUCUAAAUCAGGUACUAUCGCCGAAGAAGCCAUAUCAACAAUUCGCACGGCCGUUGCCUUUGGUAUUCAGUCACAACUUUCGAAAUUAUAUGAUUCAAAUUUGAUUUUUGCGAAAAAAGAGAGUAUCAAGAGGAGCAUUUUGAACGGAGCGGGUCUUGGGAUCAUAUUUUUCUACGUAUAUGCAACUUAUGCUCUAGCAUUUUGGUACGGAAGUACACUUAUCUUAAGUGGAGUGUUAAGUGCUGGUGAUGUCGUUAACGUAUUCUUUGCGGUACUUAUAGGGUCUUUCGCACUAGCGAACAUUGCACCAGACUUACAAGCGUUCAGCUUCGCUACCGGAGCAGGUAGCAAAAUAUUCGAAACUAUAAACCGAAUUCCAUCAAUAGAUAUCGCAUCUGAAUCCGGUGAGAAAUUAGAAAACAUUAAAGGCCGAAUCCAAAUAAAGAACAUCUCUUUUAUUUAUCCCGCCCGCCCUGAAAUGGUGACAUUGAAAAAAGUAACUUUAGAUAUUGAAUCUGGUACCACCGUUGCUCUUGUUGGUUCUUCCGGUUCCGGCAAAAGUACGAUCGUAUCUCUUGUUCUUCGUUUCUAUGAUCCCGUAGAAGGAGAAGUACAACUGGAUGGACAUAAUAUCAAAGACCUAAAUCUAAUAUGGUUGAGAAGACAAAUGAGUUUAGUAGGGCAAGAACCUGUGUUAUUUAAUAACACGAUUGCUGAAAAUGUGGCUCACGGAUUAAUUGGCUCAAUUUACGAAAACAUUGACGAAAAUAAGAAACAAAUUAUGAUAGAACAAGCAUGUAAAAUGGCAAAUGCACAUGACUUCAUUAUGAACUUACCAAAUAAAUAUGAAACGAAUGUAGGUGAACGAGGAUUUUUAUUAUCUGGAGGUCAGAAACAACGUAUUGCGAUUGCUAGGGCUAUUAUAAAAGAUCCGAAAAUUUUACUAUUGGAUGAAGCUACAAGUGCAUUGGAUACUCAAAGUGAGGGAAUUGUACAAGAUGCUUUGGAUAAAGCUUCAGAAAAUAGAACUACAAUUGUUAUAGCUCAUCGACUUUCCACUGUUAAAAAUGCUACAAAGAUUGUUGUGAUGAAUCAAGGCGUCAUAGUAGAAACCGGAACGCAUGACGAAUUGAUGUCUAAAAAAGGAAGUUAUUAUAAACUAGUUGAGGCUCAGCAAAUUCAACAAGCAAAAAGAGUUGAAACAGAAAUCGAUGCGAAGGGUUCUGAAGUAUUACUAACGGCAAACAAAGAUGACAUCAUCCCAGCAGAAGAUUACACAGUUGGGCGCGUCAUAACAAAUAAGAGUUCAUCUUCUGCAAUAUUGGCCAAGCGAAAAAAUGAUUUAGAGGCUGCAACGAAAUUUGAUUAUGAAUUUACUACGAGAGAAUUAAUACAAAAAAUAGCAAAGAUCAAUUGGCCAGAAAUCCCAUGGAUAACUCUUGGAAUAUUUGCUUCCAUUGUUAUGGGAAUGUUAUAUCCAAUAUUUGCUAUUAUUUUUUCUAAAAUCAUACAAAGCUUCUCAAAACCUCCUGAUGAAUUAAAACACGAUGCAAGAUUUUGGUCCUUGAUGUUUUUGGUUAUUGCGGUUACGAUCUUGACCGCACACCUUGUACAAGGGAGUUCUUUUGGAUUCUCCGGUGAAAAUCUUACUUUACGAAUUCGUUCAAUGUCAUUUGCAGCGAUUCUUCGACAAGAUAUUAGUUUCUUCGAUGAUCAUCAUCAUAGUGUAGGAGCUUUAACAAGUUCUUUGUCAUUGGAUGCAACACAUGUAAAUGGUCUUGCUGGGGUAACUUUGGGCUCCAUUUUACAAGUGUGCGUUACCCUCAUAUCUGUGAUUAUCGUAGCUUUGAUUUAUGGUUGGAAACUGACCCUCGUUUGCUUGGUUUGCAUUCCUUUAUUAGUUGGUUCAUCAUUGUUACGAACAAAAAUGUUAAACGGCUUCCAACAGAAAACCAAAAAAUCUUACGAACAUUCAAGUCAAAUAGCUUGUGAAGGAGCUGGAAAUAUCAGAACUGUUGCUGCCUUGACACGUGAAGAAAAUUUAUGGAAUUUAUAUCAUGAAUUACUAGAAGAACCAAUGAGAGAAGGAUUUAAAAACGCUUUCUUUGCUAGCAUAACAUAUGCGUUUGCACAGUGCGUUAAUUUCUUAACUAAUGCUUUGGCCUUUUGGUAUGGCAGUAGUUUGUUCGCAAAUGGGGAAUACAAUUUGGAAAAAUUUUUUGUUGUAUUUAUGGCAAUCAUUUUCGGAUCCAUGUCUGCGGGGCGCGUUUUCGCUUUCGCUCCAGACAUAAUAAGGGGGAAAUCUGCGGCCGCAACAAUUAUUUCUCUGUUAGAAAGAACCCCAUCUAUUGACAUAUGGUCUCGUACCGGGCGAAAAUUAGAAAAAGUUGAGGGAUAUGUUAAAUUUACAGAUGUACACUUUCGAUAUCCGACAAGACCGCAUGUAAGAGUAUUAAGAGGGUUAAACAUCGAAGUAAAACCGGGUCAAUACGCGGCAUUGGUUGGACCUUCAGGAUGUGGUAAAAGCACAACGAUUGGAUUAACAGAGAGAUUCUAUGAAACUACAGGAGGAAAAAUUGAAAUUGAUGGAGUCGAUAUAACAACAAUGAAUGUUAAUAAUUUAAGAGAGCAUAUUGCGUUAGUAAGUCAAGAACCCUCUUUAUAUAAUAUGUCUAUUAAGGAUAAUAUAUUACUUGGUUGUAAACCAAAUCAAAAUGCAACACAAGAAGAUAUUGAACGAAUAUGUAAAGAAUCCAAUAUUCAUGAUUUUAUUGUUUCAUUACCUGAAGGAUAUAAUACAUACGUUGGUGGUAAAGGAUCGCAAUUAUCUGGAGGUCAAAAGCAAAGGAUUGCGAUUGCAAGAGCUUUAAUACGUAAUCCAAAGAUUUUACUAUUGGAUGAAGCUACUUCAGCAUUGGAUUCCGAAUCCGAAAAAGUAGUACAAAAGGCAUUAGAUGUUGCGGCCAAGGGGAGAACCACUUUGGCUAUUGCACAUCGAUUGUCUACGAUACAACACGCUGACGUUAUCUUUGUGAUUAAGGAUGGUAAAGUUGCGGAACAAGGAACUCAUCAAGAGCUUUUAGCCAAAAAUGAAAUUUAUUUCUCCAUGGUUCAAGAUCAACAUUUAGGGGCUAAUGAAGAAUAA